AUGGCACAAAGCAGGGCCCAACUGCCCGUCAUCCUGGGCACCAUGACCUUCGGCGAGAACAGUCGUAUCACCGACCCCGAAGAAUGCAAGCAACUCAUCGAAAUCUUUAAAUCCUACGGCCACACCGAACUCGACACCGCACGAAUGUACAAUUCUGGCACUUCAGAAAUAUACCUCGGAAAAAUCGGGACAGAGGGCCUAACUGUCGCCACAAAGCUCUAUCCAACCGCAAAGGCUGGUGUCGCCAACCCUACAGCCACAAAUCAUACCCCCGCCUGCAUCAAUAAGGAAGUCUCAAUCUCCUUAAAAUCUCUGAAUCUCCCAUCAAUAGACCUAUGGUACCUCCACGCCCCAGACCACACAACAGACAUCAGCAUCACCCUCCCCGCUGUAAACGACCUCUUCACGUCCGGUAAGAUCAAAAACCUAGGAAUUUCAAAUUACAAAUCCUGGGAAGUCGCUCGUAUUUGUGAAAUUUCAAAGGCGAGAGGGUAUCAACUUCCUAAAGUAUACCAAGGAGUCUACAACGUCAUUCAUCGGGAAGUAGAACCUGAAUUAUUCAGUGUUUUACGCCACUAUGAAAUCUCAUUUUAUGCUUAUAACCCAUUGGCCGGUGGAUUCUUCACCGCUACGGGUCCAAAGUCUGUCGAUGGGGACGUGGAAUCCGGCACGAGGUUUGAUAAUACCAAAAUACAGGGACAAAUGUAUAGGGCACGUUAUUGGAAGGAGUCUUAUUUCAAGGCCCGGAGCCUCAUUGAAGCAGUAGCGAAUAAACACGGUUUAACUUUGGUGGAGGUGGCGUUAAGGUGGAUCAAUCAUCAUAGUUUGAUGAAUAGAGAGAACGGGGAUAAGGUGAUCAUUGGAGCUAGUAGUGAAAACCACUUGAGAGAGAAUUGUGAGGAUUUGGAGAAGGGUCCUUUGCCAGAGGAGGUUGUGGAGGUUUGUGCAAAAGCUUGGGCGGUGGUGAAACCUGACUGUGAAACAUACUGGAGGUGA
This is a messenger RNA of Orbilia oligospora ATCC 24927, 996 nucleotides long. RefSeq lists its product as uncharacterized. Lineage: Eukaryota; Fungi; Ascomycota; Orbiliomycetes; Orbiliales; Orbiliaceae. Gene Ontology annotation, molecular function: oxidoreductase activity. The transcript has 2 exons. The coding region runs from base 1 to 996 and encodes 331 amino acids. The record is from RefSeq and is a predicted model, not a curated record.